This is a messenger RNA of Candoia aspera, 6547 nucleotides long. It is a transcript of the gene TCF3, whose product is annotated as transcription factor 3. The transcript is spliced from 20 exons. The coding region runs from base 661 to 2658 and encodes 665 amino acids. Gene Ontology annotation, molecular function: DNA-binding transcription factor activity, RNA polymerase II-specific; RNA polymerase II cis-regulatory region sequence-specific DNA binding; protein dimerization activity. Gene Ontology annotation, cellular component: transcription regulator complex; chromatin. NCBI's taxonomy places the organism in Eukaryota, Metazoa, Chordata, Lepidosauria, Squamata, Candoiidae. Gene Ontology annotation, biological process: regulation of transcription by RNA polymerase II. The record is from RefSeq and is a predicted model, not a curated record.
UGCGUGUGUCUGUGUGUGUGCAUGUGUGUGUGGAUGUGUGGAAGCAAAGGAGGAGGAGAAGGCGGCGAAGGAGAAGGGGGCGCCCGUCCGCUGCCCCAGCGAGCAGGGGGGUGAAAAACGCAGAGAGAAAGAGCUCAGCUAUCAUGAGCCAGCGAAGCAAGCGCUAAGCGGGGUCCGGAGCCGGAGGAUCAGAAGCACUUUUAUCUUCCAGGCGCGGAUGGAACGUUGAAGAGGCCACAUCAAAAGCUCCUGGCGGGGGGCAAAACACCCGAUCGAACGUCGGGACAAACAUUCGAUCGAACGUCGGGGCGGCCGAACGAACGGCCCGAGGGGCGCCGGCAGACCGAACGUUCGGGGAAGCGCCUUUUCCCCGUCCUCCCUAAUUUAUUUUCCCACUCUCGCUUUUUUUCUUUUCCUUUCCUUUUUUUAAAAAAGCCUCCCUCCCUCGUUUUGCUACAUUGUAGCCAUUUCCGUUGGCUUGGACAUUGUUAAAGCUGCCUCCACCGUCUCCGUCGCCGCCGGGAGAACAAUAGGAAGGCAGGAGGGGCGACCGGGGCGCCCACCCCGGCUGCGCCCCGGGAAUCUUCAGCCAUACUUGUGGAUGUAACCCUCCCCCACCACAAAGCUGAGCAGACAGACACCAUUUGAAUCGGUGGGAAUAUGAACCAGCAACAAAGAAUGGCUGCGGCAGGAACGGAUAAAGAACUAAGUGACCUCCUGGAUUUCAGUAUGAUGUUUCCCUUGCCAGUGACUAAUGGAAAAAACAGACCCACAACUCUUGGUAGCACGCAGUUUGGUGGAUCAGGUUUGGAUGAGCGACCAACCUCAGGUUCUUGGGCAACAGGAGAUCAGAACAACUCCACGUUUGACCAAGUCAGGCAGGGUUAUGGCGAAGGUUCACACUACAGUGAACACAGGGACCUGCCAUCCCAUAACAGCAUAUCUUCGUCAUCAUUCCUGGGGUCUGGAAUAGUAGGAAAAGGUACAGAAAGAGGCACCUACCCAUUUGGAAGAGAUGCCGGCAUGCCAGCUAUCAAUCAGCCUGGCUUUCUGCCUAGUGAAAUGGGGAUUUCGAGUCCCAGCACGCUUUCCCCAACGGGGGUGAAGGGAAGCUCGCAAUACUACCCAUAUACCAACAACCCUCGCAGGAGAGUUGCAGACAGCAACAUAGAUGGACAGCCGAAAAAAGUUCGAAAGGUGCCUCCCGGUCUCCCCUCUUCAGUGUAUCCACCCAACUCAGGUGACGAAUACAGCAGGGAAUCAGCCAGCUACGCACCCUCCAAGCCUCCCAGCACUGUCUACCCUGGAGCCUUCUACAUGCCAGAUGGGCUUCACAACUCAGCAGAUCUGUGGAGUUCCUCCAGCAGCAUGAGCCAGUCCAAUUAUGGGGCCAUCCUGGGUGCUUCUUCCUCCCCGCUUCCCCAGUCCAGCAACUUCAGCAGUCUUCACCAGCAUGAGCGCAUGAAUUAUCAGAUGCAUUCGGGCGAAGUCAAUGGUGGGCUCCCAGCUGUCCCUGGAUUUUCUUCAGCCUCCACUCAGUAUGGAGUGUCCAGCCACACACCCCCAAUUGGUGGGACAGAAAAUGUUAUGGGUAAUCGAGGAACCACCGCUGGCAGUUCAGGGGAUGCACUUGGAAAAGCAUUAGCUUCAAUCUACUCUCCAGAUCAUUCUAGCAAUAAUUUCUCUUCGAACCCAUCCACUCCGGUGGGCUCCCCUCAGGGAAUAACAGGUUCUUCGCAGUGGCCCCGGACAGGUGGACAGGGUGCCUUAUCCCCAAGCUACGAGGGCACCCUCCAUACCUUGCAAAACAAAAUGGAAGACCACUUGGACGAAGCCAUCCAUGUGCUGAGGAGCCACGCAGUGGGCCAGAGCAACCACAGGGACAUUCACGACUUGUUGGCAUCCGCUUCUGCGCACAGCACUUCUGUGGGCAGCCUUAGCCAGUCUUUCUCCCCGGCUUCUGUCUUGCCAAUUGCUAGUCGGCAUGCAAACUUGGUGGGGGGAGGUCACCCUGAAGACAGCCUGCCUAGCAAUCCUGGUCUCCUCCACAACCAUGUGGCCCUCCCUGCCCAGACCAGCUCGCUUCCUGACCUCAGCAGAGGCCAGUCUUCAGAUGCCUUUAGCGGCUUGACCGGGGGCCUGGGAAGGGCCAGCGUCUCGUCCGGCACCAGCGAGAUCAAGCGGGAGGACAAGGAGGAUGAUGAAAACACGUCCGUGGCUGAUAAUUCAGAAGAGGAGAAAAAGGAACUGAAGCCAUCUCGAAACAGAACAAGGUGCUCACUGAACAGCAGUACGGAUGAGGCGCUAUCACUGGAGGACAAAGAUCUGAGGGACCGGGAGAGGCGGAUGGCCAAUAAUGCCAGGGAGAGGGUGCGCGUACGGGACAUUAACGAGGCCUUUAAAGAGCUGGGACGCAUGUGCCAGAUGCACUUAAAAACAGACAAAGCACAGACCAAACUCAUCAUCCUUCAGCAAGCAGUGCAAGUCAUUCUAGGCUUGGAGCAGCAAGUACGAGAACGCAAUCUGAACCCUAAAGCAGCUUGCUUGAAACGUCGUGAAGAGGAGAAAGUGUCCGGAGUGGUGGGCGAUCCCCAGAUGGCACUUUCAGCAUCUCAUGCAGGUUUAGGAGAUGGGCACAACCCCGUGGGACAUAUGUAAAGAUGAUUUCUUUCCUUGACCUGGAAGCAGAUGUCUGUAGGAAGAAAGGACUGUAUCAUUCACACACCCCUGCUGGGUGUCCACGCCAGAAACUGCAGUCUUGUUGAAAUACUGACAUGGCAAUGGAAAUUCAGUGUGCUCGAAGGAACUUUUCUUUUCCUCCACCAGAAAGGAAAAGCAACAACUUUAUCCAAAAAACAGACAGACAAACCCAACAGCAAAGAUUGCCUUAACUGUAUAUUCUGGAGCUGUCAAUGCAUAUCCUUCGGUGGGAGGUGGGGGGGAGAGUUAUAAGUGGCUUGUGUUCACAAAAGGCCAGCAGAAGAAAUUGUGCCUAUGCGUUUCUUUUUCUUUCUUUUUUCCUUCUUUUUUUAAAAGAACAUUAGUUACAGUAAUUUUUUUUAAAUGUAGAACAAACAUAGUAAUGCCUUUUUUUGUUUUUUUUAAAAGCUUCUUUUGCAUCUCUGUUUUGUAAGCAACAACAAAAAAAAAUGUAAAAAGAGAGAGAGAGAGAGAGAGAGAGAGACUUGACUGAUUCCCCCAUGCCUUUUUCUGCUGCUGUUUCUAUAGUUAAUGUUGCAUAUUAUUUUUUAAAUAAGAUCAACCAGAAAUAUUAAAAGUUUGUAUUAAGAGACUGGAUGUUUUUUAAGAAAAAGAAAAGAAACAAAAGAAGAGAUUGGUACAAGUGAGAUGGCAUGUGGGCUCUGAGAAAGUCACGUGCAUCUAGCUAGGCGGGUUAAUAAAAUCUUCACUUGGCUAUGAUUAAAAUGGAGAGAGAGAGAGAAUCUGCUGAUAUCACCUCACUUCCUUUUUGCCACUUGGAGUAUAGAAGGGGUUGGAGGGAGAUGGCAAAUGGAUCCAUCAGCUGCUAGUCUGUGUGUCGUUGAGGCUUUUGUCUUUCCUCCAAAGGAUGCACCCGAUAGCAAUUCUCGGAAGCUUUCUGCUGCGUCCUGCCCGCUCCCAUCUUCCCUGCCACCCAAAGUAUUUACAGUCCCUUCUAACAAAAGACAAAGAACUACACAUAGCAUUUCUGAACAUUUGCCGGAAAACGUGGAUUUGAGUCGGAGGGCAGCAUCCGGGAGCUCGCAGAAGGAAUCCUCCGCAGGCCCAAAGGAGAUGGAUAACCACUUGCCUUUUUUAAGCACCGGCAUAAAUUGAUGUGGAACAAAAGGAAGCAAAAGAUUCUGGCAGGUUACAGUCAGAACAAAGACCUCAUGGGAUUAAAGGAACAAGGAAGCCUCAUCCAGCAAAGAAAUAUAUAUACAUAGAUACAGUAUAUAGCCGGAGGGGGAGAGGGAGACACGUGGCGUGCAGAGCCCAAGUCGCUGUUGUGAAAACACACCCAGACACACAGUCGUGCACACACCAAAGAAGAUGCAUCAAUGAACUCUCAGACACAGCAUGGCAAUGCUCCACAUGUAUUCAGAAGACACUGCCAUCGCCGUUGCAUUUCGGCAGCCCAGAAUAUGCUGGUGGGGCUGAUCAAACUCUCCCUGCUCCCUGCGUGCCCGCGUGGAAGAUCUCCCCCGUUUUUCAUGGACAGAAAAGGAGAAUGUUGACGUCUCCCUGAUUCCAGAGAAGUCCCUGUAGGUCUUCCCCACACCUGGGGAGGGGCAGAGGAAGAAAGGCGUCCUGUGGCCCACCUGCAGGGGGUCCACAUCACACCUGACGUGUAGCUAAAACACUGCCUUGGGUUACUUGGUAUUUGGAGCUAGCUGAAGGGAGUGCGGUCUGAAAAUGUGGGCCAUGACAUUCUCACCGCAUGUCACCUUUUAUGAUUGGAGAAGAGGAGGUAGCAUCUGCUGGAUAGUUCAGGGUGACCCUGUGGCCGCUUCUCUUUCCUCUAAUGCCACGGAGGGGGGGUUGCCAUAAAGGGGUCUGUGGGGGUGGCCCUCCCUGCUGAAUCUGUGAAAUGUCUGCCUCAACCCCUCUGUGAAAAAAGAGAAAAGGCCACACGUAACCUCCUCUUACGAAGGACAUGCUGUAGACCUGGCCAGGCAAAGCUGGCAGUUGUCUCCUCUGUCUUUCAUCUCCUUUGAGCUAAUUGCAGAGUUCCUGUUUUCUGACCGCAGGAGUGGGCAUGUAUUCAGUGCGGCACUUCUGCACAAAACUGGAAAGAGGAGGAAAGUUCUCAAGGAAGUAGGAGAGGGAAAGCUCUGUGCCAGCCUGGCAAAAGUCAUCCAGAGAAACCCCACCCUCCCCUGCUCCCUCUUUCUGCUCCAGGGGCAAAUUUGGAAACCAGGAUGGGUCCAAACGGCUUUGCGCAGACGGAGCGUGCAGAAUGGCAUGUGCAAUCCCACAGGGGAAAGCCCCGUGUGGCUGCCACUAGGCUUGUGGUUCUGCAAAGCAGACAGGGUGGCAAUGUCCUUCUAGUGCCAGAUCUCCCCAAAUCUCUUUCUAGUCCACCAGCAUGAAACAAGCUUUUCCUUUAAUUAUGUUUUGUUUUGUUUUGUUUUGAUUGCUUAAAAGUAUUUCUGUUGAAAGGGGAGCACCUUUCCAAGGGUAUGUCUACAGUACAAGCUUUAAGCCAGUUUCAGACCAGUUUAACAGUCUGGAGCAGUGUUUCUCAACCUUGGCAACUUUAAGGUGGGUGGACUUCAACUCCCAGAAUUCUAGGAGUUGAAGUCCACACAACUUAACUGGCUGGGGAAUUCUGGGAGUUGAAGGCCACCCACCUUAAAGUUGCCAAGGUUGAGAAACACUGGUCUGGAGGAAUCCUGCAGCUUGAUAAGGAUGCUGAGAGUUCUUGGCUCAUGAAUGUCCUCAUUCCCAACGCGACCCUCUUCUUAGGACUACAUUCUGCAGAUGCCAUUUAUUUGGGAGCUGCUGUAGCUAGAAACGGGUUUGAAACCAGUUUAGGUUUGUAAUAUAGAUGUGUCCCAAAGUCUCUUGGGAUAUUUAUUUUUCUGGGGGAGGGGGGAAUUUGGGGUUUUAGGAGACAAAAAGGGACAAGCAGAAAAAUUUAGUUGUGGGGCAAAACAAUGUCAUGGGAAAAUGUAACAUGUUUUGUUAACAAAAAUAGGGGUUCAAGCAAUGCAGAGAACAAAAUGUAACUUGAUUCCCAUUAAGAUAUAUUUUUUUAGAAGGGGUGGGGAUGGCUGUGUAUUUUUCAGCCCUUGUAGAUUGUUUUAAGGGUUCUUUUGUUAUUACAGCUUGUUUUUUAUAUUAAAAAAUGAAUUUUUUUUUUUUGCUUUUGGGGGGUAGCCCCAAGCCAGAUACAGUUAAACAUGGCAAUGUCUUAUGGAAAUAAAUGGACUAACUUGAGUCCUGCAGAGGAACUUAAGUUUUAUCUAACUGUAUUUGGGUGGGAGCCUUGGUGUUUGCUGCCUAUGUGUAAAAAUCCAGCUGUACGUAACUGGCUGAGAUCCUUGUUAUUAAAUCAGAUACACAUUAUAGUUUUUAAAGAUAUAUAUAUAUAUAGUAUAAAUAAAUAAAUAUAUAUAUAUAUAUGCCUAACACCAAUAAAGAAGGGAAAAAGGAAAAGAAGUAUUGGGGGGAGGGAAAGGGGCAAGAUAGUUUAAAAAAUAAUUUUUUUGGACUGAUUCAGAAUUUCUGGGAUGGGGAGCACGGGGGUUAAAGUUGUGUUUCUGAGUGCCUCAAGAUAUGGAUUGUGUUCAUUUUUUAAAUAUAUAUAUAUAUAUAUAAUAAUUUUAUACAAGUGUCAAGAAAAAAAACAGCUGGCUGGAUUAUUUGGAAUUUUUAAAUAAUCCUUAACUUUUUUAAAAGUAGAAUUUUGAGAACUGUCCUGUAUAUAACAGUAAUGUAGCAAUAAAUGUGACAUUUUAUAACAAUAUUACCUUUCCCCCCCCUCCCCAUAUCUGUCUUUCAGAUGUUGUAUACCUAUCAAUGAAAAAAAAAGUUGUAAUAAAGGUUUUACCUUGUACUAAAA